Messenger RNA from Photinus pyralis (common eastern firefly), 1782 nucleotides. Its product is annotated as phosphatidylinositol N-acetylglucosaminyltransferase subunit A-like. The record is from RefSeq and is a predicted model, not a curated record. Gene Ontology annotation, molecular function: phosphatidylinositol N-acetylglucosaminyltransferase activity. The transcript is spliced from 8 exons. Gene Ontology annotation, cellular component: glycosylphosphatidylinositol-N-acetylglucosaminyltransferase (GPI-GnT) complex. The coding region runs from base 141 to 1463 and encodes 440 amino acids. Lineage: Eukaryota; Metazoa; Arthropoda; Insecta; Coleoptera; Lampyridae. Gene Ontology annotation, biological process: GPI anchor biosynthetic process.
CUACCCGUUGAUGGUCUGUGAACGCUACCAAAGAAAAAGUUUAGUUUAUUCUUGUUAACCUCACUUACUUUAAACAAAAAUAGUGAAUUAAAUUAAAUUAUUAUUAAUGUGUACGUUAUAACUUCGAAGUUCUGUUUAACAUGUCUCGGUGCAUAUGUAUGAUGUCCGACUUCUUCUACCCCAAUAUGGGCGGUGUCGAAGAGCACAUAUUCAAUUUAUCGCAGUGCUUAAUUGCGAAUGGCAAUAAAGUUAUUGUGGUGACCCACAGUUAUGGAAAUCGUGUCGGUGUUAGGUAUAUGACGAACGGUUUGAAAGUUUAUUACCUAUCCAUUAAAGUUUUGUAUAACCAAUGCGUUCUGCCGACCAUUAUGUGCAAUAUUCCGCUAAUACGGUAUAUAUUUAUUCGGGAGAGUGUGGACAUUGUCCACUGUCACUCUGCUUUCUCUGCUUUGGCUCAUGAAGGGCUUAUAAUUGGCAAUAUGAUGGGUUUAAAGACUGUCUUUACCGAUCAUAGCUUAUUUGGUUUUGCUGAUGCUAGUGCCGUGAUUACAAAUAAGCUGCUGGAAAUCUCACUGUCGGGGUGUAACCAUUGCAUUUGUGUAUCGUAUACGGGAAAAGAAAAUACUGUUCUGAGAGCGAGAGUCAAUAAAGAGCGGGUAUCUGUGAUUCCAAACUCGGUGGACACAUACAUGUUUAGCCCAAUACCUGAAUUACGUUCCACGGACUGUAUAACGGUUGUGAUCGUAUCAAGAUUAGUUUAUAGGAAGGGAGUGGACUUAAUGGCACAGGUUAUUUCAGAAAUAUGUGAUAAUUAUUCAGAUGUUAACUUCUUAAUUGGAGGCGAUGGGCCUAAAAGAUGGUUGUUAGAAGAAAUUCGAGAAAGGAAAGGUUUACAGCAUAGAAUUACUUUGUUAGGUACAUUGGAGCAUUCUCAAGUGAAGUAUGUUUUAAAUCAGGGACAAAUUUUUCUAAACACUUCGUUAACAGAGGCUUAUUGUAUGGCCAUUGUUGAGGCUGCAUCAUGUGGUUUACUAGUGGUGUCGACAAAGGUAGGCGGGAUACCUGAAGUGUUACCUGAAAACUUAAUUUAUUUAACAGAACCGAACGUACCUGAGCUGACUAGGGGUUUAGAAACUGCAAUACAAGACUACAGAGAUGGUAAAAAUAUUUGCCCUUACAAACUGAAUAAUACGAUACGCCACUUGUAUAAUUGGGAGAAUGUUACGGCGAGAACUGAAAUAGUUUACGACCAUAUUUCCGUUGAGAAAAUGCGCACAUUAAAAGAAAAAUUUUCAAGUUACUUGUCUAGCGGUGUGUGGCCUUUUCUUGUAAUGGUGGCAUUUUGUCAUCUUUUCCUGAUAUUUUUAGAUAUAUUCAUACCUCAAAGGAAUAUUGACAUUUGUAAACCAUUUCCUUACAAAAACUUUGAAAACUGUAGGAAAGGUCGAAGGGAAAUUACAUAGGUAAAUAGUCAUUAUGUUAAUGUAUUUGUACUCAACAAAAUAGUAUUGCAUUUGCCUUAAUAAAUAUUUAAAUAAAUUAAUAUUAAGCUCUAGAUAAGCAAAAUAAAUAUUUUUUCAUUACAUUAUUUAGAUUCAUUGUACUUUUUCGAUAUACAAGUUCUCUUAAAAUAGUAUCUUAGGUACAUAGGACUACCUAUAACAAGAGUAAACGGAGUAUCUAUCAUUAGUUAAAAAACAAUGCGACGUAUAAAGCACCUAACAUUAACUUGUAGAAAAACCACAAUAAAUAGAAUAUAUAAUACAUUCUACUUAUAAAAUC